Eubalaena glacialis (North Atlantic right whale) is the source of this 3714-nucleotide messenger RNA. RefSeq names its product sphingomyelin synthase 1 (gene SGMS1). The transcript has 11 exons. Gene Ontology annotation, biological process: sphingomyelin biosynthetic process; ceramide biosynthetic process. Bases 975 to 2234 code for a protein of 419 amino acids. NCBI's taxonomy places the organism in Eukaryota, Metazoa, Chordata, Mammalia, Artiodactyla, Balaenidae. The record is from RefSeq and is a predicted model, not a curated record. Gene Ontology annotation, molecular function: protein binding; ceramide cholinephosphotransferase activity; sphingomyelin synthase activity. Gene Ontology annotation, cellular component: Golgi membrane; endoplasmic reticulum membrane.
GCCCGGUAGGCUAGCUGUGGCAAGUCGGAAGCGUUCGCAUCAGCUAGGCAGCGGCCGGAGCGGCGGCGGCGGCGGCGGCGGCGGCGGGGCCAGGACGGGAGCGGAAAGGGCCGGCCAGGGAAGGCUGCUCUCCCCUUGCGACUGGCGAGCCAGCCUGACAGCGCGAUCUGGGUGCGGAGCCCCAACUCUGCCCUGCCCCGGAUUUCAUUCCGCGGCGGGGGGCUCGGCGAGCGGAAUUCCGGCGGCUGCCGCGACUCCGGUGCAAGGCGAGGGCAGCAUGAACAUCCAUAAAUGUGCCUCUGGGCAUAUUUAGCCAUUCGUUUUUGAUUAGGAAAAAGAAGGCGGCCAUCCACUUGAAAGCACAGAACACACCUUGGGGAUGAGAGUUGGAUUACAUGGAAUGUUGCCCAGUGAAAUUCCGGCGGGUGCCAAAGAAAUGCUCUGUGGAGUGACUGCCUGAUCCCGAGAUUACGUUCCUGCUUGCCUCAUGGGCAAAGCUGCAGUGACCGAAGGAGUUGUGGAUUUUCUGAGUUUCAAGAACAGUGAAGUAGGAGAUAGCAGAGAGUGUAUAAAAGAACAUAUUGGAAGGAAGACUGAUAAAGAGAAAUAACAGGAUUCAGGUACACCAUUGAGUUCUUUGGGAUGCACAAAAGUGUCUGGCUGGGAAGCUUCUGAAAUAGAAGACAAGACCCUGCCUCAGGAAGCGUACAUGAGAAUAAUUUUAAAGGAACCCAGCGAUAAAUGCAAAACAGUAGCUGUUGGAGAAGGAAGAAUCUUGUUCAAAAAUGAGGUGAAUUAAUGCUCAAGCACUCAACAACCCCGGACAGCUACAUGAAGUGUUUAAAAACUGCCCUGACCACCUCGCCACACAAGUCUGUCAUGAGGCCUGACAGGAUGAGUGCACCACGGAGGCACAGUGUCCUGCCCUGCAGGAACGGUGACUGCUGACCUGCCGGGAGCAAGCGGGGGGCCGCAUGUUGUCUGCCAGUACAAUGAAGGAAGUGGUUUAUUGGUCACCCAAGAAGGUGGCAGACUGGCUGCAGGAGAAUGCUAUGCCAGAAUACUGUGAGCCUCUGGAACAUUUCACAGGCCGCGACUUGAUCAACCUAACCCAAGAGGAUUUCACAAAACCCCCCCUGUGCCGAGUCUCCUCCGACAAUGGGCAGCGGCUCUUGCACAUGAUAGAGACCCUGAAGAUGGAGCACCACUUGGAAGCACACAAGAACGGCCACGCCAAUGGGCACCUCUGCAUUGGCACAGACGUCCUCGCCCCUGACGGCAGCUUCAGCAUCAAGGUCAAACCCAACGGGAUGCCAAAUGGGUAUAGGAAGGAGAUGAUAAAGAUCCCCAUGCCAGAACCAGAACGCUCCCAGUACCCCAUGGAGUGGGGCAAGACUUUCCUGGCCUUUCUUUAUGCACUUUCCUGCUUUGUUCUCACCACAGUGAUGAUCUCGGUCGUCCAUGAACGAGUACCUCCUAAGGAGGUGCAGCCUCCACUACCGGACACGUUUUUUGACCAUUUUAACCGGGUGCAGUGGGCCUUUUCUAUUUGUGAAAUUAAUGGCAUGAUCCUUGUAGGACUCUGGUUAAUUCAGUGGCUGCUCUUAAAAUACAAGUCUAUUAUUAGCAGAAGAUUUUUCUGCAUAGUUGGCACGCUGUACCUGUAUCGGUGUAUUACAAUGUAUGUAACUACACUCCCAGUACCCGGUAUGCAUUUCAACUGCUCUCCGAAGCUUUUCGGAGACUGGGAAGCCCAACUGCGGAGAAUAAUGAAGCUCAUUGCUGGCGGUGGCCUGUCCAUCACGGGCUCCCACAACAUGUGUGGGGACUACCUGUACAGCGGCCACACGGUCAUGCUCACACUCACCUACCUAUUUAUCAAAGAGUAUUCCCCUCGACGACUGUGGUGGUACCACUGGAUCUGCUGGCUUCUCAGCGUGGUUGGAAUCUUCUGUAUUCUCUUGGCGCAUGACCACUACACUGUGGAUGUGGUGGUGGCAUAUUACAUCACCACAAGACUCUUCUGGUGGUACCACACUAUGGCCAACCAGCAAGUGCUAAAAGAAGCUUCCCAGAUGAACCUCCUGGCCAGAGUGUGGUGGUACAGGCCAUUUCAGUACUUUGAAAGGAAUGUCCAAGGCAUUGUACCUCGAUCUUACCAUUGGCCCUUCCCCUGGCCAGUAAUCCACCUCGGUAGGCAAGUUAAAUACAGCCGGUUGGUGAAUGACACAUAACAGCUGUACACGGUGGGGAAAGAGGAGCCGUCCGAAGUGCUAAGAACUCCAUGAGAAAAGAUGCCAUAAAAUGAACACCUCCCUUAUCCUGUUAUCUUUCAACAGUGACCUUGACUUAACCGAUUGAGUUACCUGGUCAGCACUGUGAUCUUUUUUUCUCUCCAAAGGACCCGCGUUGGACAACAAUAAAGAAAAUUUAACCUGUCGUGCACUGUACACAUUUCCUGUUCAUAGGCUUGGGAUUUACAUAACCUUGCAACCACCGUGUUCCUUUGUAUAUGAUGCAGCAGCAUAAAUGUAAGCUUUUAUAUCAUAAGUUCUGGUCUUUCCGGUCACACCUGGAAAUAAAGCGUAUUAUUUUCUUGGGAAAACAUACUUUUCAUAUCUCUUGCCCCAAAGAUUGGGCUGUAAGCCAUUUUCUAGCAAAUGUCUCUAUGAAGGUUUCUAAGUACCUGAAUGGGGUUCGAUUCUGAAAUCUUUCUACCUGUUGCACCGAUAUUCAAAUAAAAAUGACAGACACAGAAAGGUUUGGUAACUUUGGAUUUUGUAAAAAUCAGCAGAGACAGUGUGUCAAAAAGUGCAAAAAAAAAAAAAAAGAUUCUGUUAUAAAGUGAUUUUCUAAGUAUUUCCUAACUUUAUUUUUCAAAAUGAUGUUAUGAAAACCAAAUUUAAAGAUUUUUACAUGUCAGAGAAAAGAGAGUUAAAAUUUAAAAAUGCUUCUUGGGAGAGAAAUUUGUCUAUGUUUCUAGUGCCUUUCUUGUCUUGAUUGUAUGGUCAGUAGGCAAUCUUCAAUGUUUUUAUUUAAAAUAAAGUAUUCCAUGAAAAUAGAAAUGUAUGUAUACACUACUAAAUUUUGCAUUAUAGCUAAAUUAAAUCAGAAGACUGCUUAUGGUGUUUAAAUUGCUAUGAAUUAAAGAAUGGGAGAGUUAAUUAGAAAGUCAGAGCCUGUUCCCAUAUUGUGAGCAGGUGGCAAUGACAGGUACCACUUCAAUUAUUUUAUCAUCUAUUUGGUAGUUUGAUUUUAACUAUACAGUGAAAACAGCCAUGAAUACUUUGUUUUGAAAAUGAUCACUUAACUAAAAACUGAAAGCUAUAAAUUAGUUAUCCAUACUCUCAUGGCAAUUUUGUUGGUAAACAACAAAGAAGAGAUCUAUUUCUUUAAAAUAUAUUUGUGCAGGAACUGCAUGUAACUCUUAAGUUUUACUCCUAACAUGAGUAUGUUUGGGGAAGUAUUCUAUUCUACACUUGCCAAUGUGGAGAACAAAAUAGUUUUUUAAGAAUGAAGAAGUAUAUAUAUCCAUUCUGUAUUUUACGUGCAGCAGAAUUAUCUUCCGUAGGGUUUUUUUGGUGUAUUCACAAGGUAAUAUUUGUAUUGUAAAACAAUAAUGGUGAAGGAAAUAAAAAGGCUUUUAAAAUUUUGUUUGUUUUAAAUCUUUGUAAAGUUAUUAUUCCAGAGAGUAUACUGAUAUCUUAUUAACAG